GGCAUGUCUAGCUCAAGUAAACGAGAGGAAAAUGAGGAGAAACUUUUGCAGUCGGCGCGUCGAGGUGAUUUGGACACCGUACUUGUGAGUAAAGGUUUUAUUGUUUUUAUGCCUACUGAGCAUUAAAAUUACCGGUAUGGCUUCCAACCGCUAGAAAACAAGUUAUCGCUUGUUUUAUUUAUUUUGCUCUUCUGCGGUUUAUUUGAAGCUACUCUCAUCCUUGACAAAUUGAAUAUGAAAAGCUUAUCGAUAGAGCUUAAAAUUUAACUACUUUCAUGUUUGUUCGUUCUGUUGUCUUUCUCACACGCAAUUCACCGGAAGCGAUAAAAGUAGCUUUUAUGUAAUAUUUCUUUAUAGUCUUCUAACGAAAUCUCCACAUGUGAUCGCCUCUUCCCAAAUAAUUACCAAAAGUGUCGUACAUGCAACUUCGUGUAAAUUGAAUGUCGGUGUUUGUAAUGCAAGCUGUUGCGUUUUGUAAGUGUAACAUCACGAGACAAAUUUAUGAUUGAAACAUUUCCUUUCCAUCGCCAAAAUAUUUACUGUGGCAUAAUGUAGUACACAGCAUCGGCUGUACCUGUUGUUUUUUUUAAAGUUCAAACAUGUUGAAAUUUUCAAACAACGGACGGAAUCACAGUUACUCAGCUGAUAUAUAAACCGCCUAAUCAUGUCUGAGUGAUGUUUUGUUCUCCAAUGUUCACUUGAUUACCAAAAAGGACUUGAUUUUCAAUAAUUUAAUUCUGACAUUAACAUUCUGUUUACCACAUGUAUUGAGUAUUGUGGUACAGUUUCACUGUGUAAUUCUAUAUUUUUAUCAUCUUGGGGACAUGCCUUUGUUUGCCAUUCUAUUUAAGAAUAAUGACAUCGAUCAGGUCAUCUCAAUUUGCCUAACCUUGGGUUAAGUUAACCCACUUUUGAAAAUGGUACUUGGCAUUCGCUAUGUUAUCAGAUUUGUGUGGGGACAUUCUUACUUUUUAACUUGAAGAACCUUUUAAUGUGCUUCAAUGUAAACUUACUUAAUUAUAGACAUUAUUUUGAAGUUUGGAAUUUAGUGGCUGAUCAUUCAUGAACAAUAUUAAGUGUGAAACUUCUAUAAAAAUAAAAACUUCAGAUAUCACCAGCAAUACUUCACCAAUAAGAGUAGUUUGAGGAACAAUAUUCCACCAGUUUAUUUCCUGUCUCACCUAGAAAAAAAAGUAAAAAAUUAUUUGAACAACAACAAAUAACAUCAGUUUUGAACAUAAAUCAUAUUUGUUUCACACAAAAAAAAAAAAAAAUUGACUACUUCUCUAACAGUGCUAUAUUGGGUGUCUCAUCCUUUAUUUUAGAGUUUUCCUUAGCUUGAUUAUCUCUCAAGUUUUUGGUGUUCUUUACUUCGUAUUAGAGUUUGUUGCAAGCUAAAUCACCUGGCAAAAGUAGCUCUCGUUCAAGUAUUGAUGUGAACUGCAAAGGUAAGUUAUAUUGUGUUUCUAAUGCUGUAUAUGAUAUAACUUAGUAGGUAAGUUAAUGAGCAAGGUUUCACAUGGAAGAUGUCAAAAAUAGAAUGUACUUGUAUUUGUGAUAGUUCCUGCUUUGUAAGUGCUACCCUUGAUUCCCAACUUUAUAUUUUAAAUUGCUGUUUUAAAAAGUAAUCUUGACUGUACUUAUAAUUAUAAACUCACUUGCACCUGGGGCUCAAGAUGUAUAUUGUACAUUUUACACUUGAAUCAUAGUUAGCUAAUAUCUUUAAGUUUUCAUAAUAACCCAUUGCAAAGUACUUUAUUGAGACUUAUAAUAUAAGUAGUGUAAGUUGUGUGUGUACCAAAAAAAAUUGGCCUGAAAAAAUGGAAAAUGAGAGCAAUGGCUGAAGUUACAAAUUUAAAGCAGAGAAUACAGAUCAAAAUUUUUUUGGACAAAGGUAUUUUUAGUGAUGUUGAAUUUCAUUAUUUGUAAACCAAUAAUGCAACGAGGGUAAUAUUUUAACCUUCUGACCCCUAGAACUGAUUAACUUCUAAUAUCUCCUAAUAUUAUCCCCAUUGAAUUAAACGUUAGGAUCAAAGGAUUAAAUGAAAUGAUCUCCAACUAAAGAAGCUCCUGAUCUUUAAACAAAUCCUCCUUAUCAGCAUGUUAGAAAAUGUAUAGGGAAGAGUAAGGAGAUUCUACACAUUGAUACCAGGGUGUAAAGGGGUUUUAAUCUUGGUUAGCUUACAAAGAAAGUUCUUUGUAGCUCAGCUGGUAUUUAAGAAUCUGAUUGUGUAAGCAAAGCUGAUGGGGUUCAACAACUUAUUCUAGGGGUCUCAGAUUUAUUUUUUCACUCUGUGAUCAAUGUUAAGUGUCAUUUUUUUUUUUUUCAAAACAGAGAGAGUUUUCAGAGAUUUUGAUUCAUUAAGUUUUUAUCACUGUUUAUCUGUAGGGAAAUCAAAAGCAAAUCAAGGCUGGACCCCUCUCCAUCUUGCAUCAUACUUUGGACAUUGUAAUGUUGCAAAAGCAUUGCUUGAGGUAAGUAGCAAGCCCAUGCUUUUGUAUUUGUUUGCAAGGUGCUCUUUUCUGUUUGAGGCGUUACUAGGGAAGGGGAUGGGGAAGUGGAGGGGAAGGGGAGGGGAAGGGGAAGGGAGGGGGGGUCCAAGAGGGAGGAAGUGGGGUCCAAGACCUUACAUGGCCUUGUCAUGGCUUAUCCCUGAUAACUGUCAUGUCAAGUGAGGAAGAAUUUGCUCACUCCUUCGGUAUGGAAUACAAGCCCAUGGCAGUUAUCACCCACCCUUGUGUUAGGCUUCCCUGACAAUUAACUGGAACUCAUUUACACUCCUGAGUGGAGAGAGACAUUUUGGGAGAAAAGUGUCUUGCUCAAGAGUACAACUUAUUUACCCUUUAACCCUUUAACCCUUUAACCCUUAACACCCUAAGAUCAGUAUGGAUAUUCUCCAUACUGUUCUCUAUAUAUUUCCUAUGGUGCUGACAAGAAGAAUUUAUAAAAUAAUUCAAAUAGUACGUGCGCUCUGAUUGGCCAUAAAACCAUUUUACAUGAGUGUAUGUAAACAAGGUUUUCGAUCCUCUUUCAUUAGUUAUUUUAUAAAAGAAAUGUAAAAUGGUUUCCGUGUUUACAUAGCCUGAUGUAAACGCUUGGGAGGUUGGGAGAACACUCGAUAAGCUGGAAAUCACUCCGCUUUGCGUCGUGGUUUCCUACGCUUAUCUCAUGUUCUCCCAACAUCCUGUGUGUUUACAUCAGGCUAUGUAAACACGGAAACCAUUUUACAUUUCUUCAUUGUUUAACAAUGAAGAGCCUCUUUAGUUGUUGAUCAUGUCCUUUACUCUCAUGACCUUAAUGUUUGAUUCAGAGGAGAUAAUGUAAAGAGAAAUAGGAUGCUAGUCAUUCUAGGGGUUAAAGGGUAAACCCCUAAGAGUGACUAGUAUGUAAUUUCUCCCGACAAUAUCACAUCUAAAUUAUACUAACAAAGCUGUUGAUUGUUACACAAAUACUCCUUGUUAACACCUUAAAGGAAUGCAUCAAGAACAGUAUGGAGAAUCUGCAUAAUGAUGUUAGGGUGUAAAGGUUAACCCAGCCAGGUCUUGCACAUGAACUUCUUAACUAAGAGUGCAGUAUGUUGACAAGGAGGCCAUCACAUCACUCAAAUUGAGAUAUUUUUCAUUAAGUAAUAGUUAUGUUUUCCAUCUCUUUAGAAUGGAGCUGAUGUCAAUGCCAGAAAUGGAAUGGGAGACACUCCACUCCACAGGGCAGCUUUCACUGGAAGAGCGGUGAGUUUUUGACAUGGGACAUUCAUUUAUGUACGGUACCACUGAGUAAGGAGGGUAGAGACUGAAAUAUUCUAUCUUCUUGUGCAGUGGAUAACUAAACAAAACAUUACUCUGACCAAAUGAAAUUUCCAUUAUUUGUCUUUUACAAUUUACGUGGAGCAAUAGGUGUUUCAUUUUCUCCCUGUGGAUGUCCAUCAGAGAUUGAUUUUCACCACUUUGUCAGGUUUCUUAAACCUUUACACCCUAACAUCAGUAUCUAUAUUCUCCAUUCUCUUCGCUAUAAGUUUCCUUUAGUACCAAUAAGGAGAAUUCGUUUAACAAUCAAAGCUUCUUUGGGUGGCGAUCAUUUCCUAUAUUCUCAUGAUCUCAAUGAAUGAUUCAGCCAUAAUACUGUAAGGAGAAAUUAGAUGCUGAUCAUUCUCAGGGUUUACUCCUGGGUGAAGAGAGGCACUUUGUGAGUUGAUUAUCUUGCCCACAAAAAAAUUACACAAUGACACAGUCAGGUGUGAAUCAAGACCUCUUAACCCAGUCCCAGCUGGAUGAUUGUGUAGUGCUCACAGACAAGACACUUCUUACAGUAACUCUCUCAACCAAGAAGAAUAAAUUGAUACAAGUGAGCUCUCUGGGAAACCUAAGAAAAUGCUGGAAACACUUACCUGUGUACCGACCAAAAAACCUAUGAAAUUUCAAGGCUUAUCCUUGAGAUUACUGAGACUAGUAUCUUUUAAACCCUUCACACCCCACCAUCAGUAUCUAUAUUUUUCAUACUCUUUUUUUCACAUUUCCUUUGUUACUGACAAGAAGAAUUUGUUUAACAAGCAAAGGUUCUUAGGUUUGUCAUUCUUUCCUUUAUUCUUGCAAUCUUAAAGAAUGAUUCAGCAUUGGUCACUCUCAGGAUUUAAAGAGUAAAGAGGAAUGCAUGUCCAUGCAGUGAUAUUCUUAGUUACUUCAUGCCACUGAAUUAAAGAUAAAUUUUGGCAGCUGUGUAAGUGUGUCUCUUACUCAAACUUUCCCUUAAUCCUGUGAGUGUUGCUAUAUCUUUUGUCAGGAUGUGGUCACAUUACUGAUUCAGCAUGAUGCAGAUGUUACUAUCAUCAAUGGAGAGGGUAGAAAAUCAAGUCAGGUUACCAACAGUAUAGAAGUUAAACAACUCAUCAAAGGUAAGGAUUAGUUGAAUGUAUGUAUAUAUAUGUAUAUAUAUAUAUAUAAAAUAAGCUCAGUUAUGCACACAUUCUGAUUGGUUCUCACUUAUGAUCUAUUGGAGGACAGAUGUAUAGAUGACGUCAUCAUUAAAAUUUUUGCCCUCUGUUUUUUAUUAUAUAAAACAAAUAGAUUCCAAGUUGCUGUGCGUCUGUUCAGUAAUCAAUCACAGAGGACGUAAAAAUGUGGUAAGAACAUCAGUGACACACUCAGCUGCGCCUCAUGUGCCACUUUUUUGUUCUUACCACAUUUUGACAUCAUCUGUGAUCUAUAACUGAACAGAUGUACGGCAACUUGGAAUCUAUUUGUUAAAUAUACACACAUGUGUAUAUCAUAGAUGUACAGUAUACUAUUCCAUAGCUACUUGUACUAAUCAGCAUGAUGGCAGCCAUGAAGGAGAGUUUUUUUUUAGAGAAUUAACUGUUACUCACAAAUUUAGGUAAAGAACUGAAAAAUGUCCUAGUUAGCAUAAAAAGAAAAUUUCAGGAAAUUAAUUGAAAAAUUUUGACAAAAGAUGUAAUUGCAAAGUUAGUUAUGGAUGAUUGUGCAGGAGCUCUCUUUAAAACAGAGCAUGUGCUGAUUGUAUGCAUUAAUUAAUCCUAAAUAUUGUUAAAUUCAACUUUCCAUGCUUAUAAGUGAUCUCUAGGAGGCUAUAUUGCUAAUAUAUAUCUUUCAGAAUGACAAAGAUUUUGAAAUAUUUCACUUAUCCUCCUAAGAGACCUUUGAUAUUUUUUGAGAAUUUUCAAUAGUAUCUAUCAUUCUCCCACAUUUUUCGUGACUUGGAUAUUGAUGAACAGUUCUAUUCAACUUUUUAUUUUCUGAAACUUUGUGAGCUGGCGAUUCUAAUACCCACUAAUUGCAUCAUUCUGAUUUUGCCCCUGUUCAGCUGCAGAAAGGAGUCUCCAGCUGAAACUUGAGGAACGUUUGCUCACAGCUGCAAGGGAAGGUGACACCUCAGAGCUGAAGAAACUGGUAUACACAUUAAAAUCAAAUUUUUCAUGACAAAUGAGACUAUACUUGUAUGUACUUUUCGGAGUGUUAAUUAUAUCUGAGUUUUUCCUAUUCCUUUACAUACCUGCUUCUCAUCACCCCUUGUUAAUGAUCAUCCCUUUGCCCAAACCUUUAAUUGUUGUUACAAGAGCACUGGGGACUUGCUCAUGUCCACUCUUUUUAAUGACUUCUGUGAUUCUUGAAAUGUCCUUGGACAUGAUUUGGUCUUUUAUGAAAUGGUGGGUCAUGUCAAGGAUCUGAUUGUAUCUAAGAUAAUUUCCCUAAUCAUUCUAAACAACAUAUGGCAGUUUCCAGCCUUCCUUACAUCUAGGCAGUUCAAAAAGCUGCAAAACACUAGAACAAAAAUUUAUCUUCCAAAUUGGCACUCUUAAUCCCCACAGUAUCAACAAACGCUUUUCAUUCAAAUUAUUUAUUCUUGUUUUCUUGUCACCAUAUUCCCACCAAUAGCAUAGCUCCAUUUUCUGCAUAUAAACCCACACACAACCCACAAUUCCUCCAAUCACUCUGAUGAAGGACUAAUGCUUGAAAUGUCAGCCUUUAAACUCUUUAUGGUGGUCAGUUUAUGUUUUCAACUCAGCUGUUAACACUAAAUUACCUGUAUCUAAUAUACACUGGAAAUUACCUAGACAAGCUAGUGCUUGACCUCCUAACCAGACUGUGAAAGUGAUGGUUUUCUAUUUAAUUGAUAUAUUUUCAGAUUGAUAGUACAAAUCCUCCAAAUAUCAACAUGUUGGAAAAGACAUACAUUUUUUACACAGUCUGUAGGUCAAAACCCUUUAACUCCAUUGACAGAAUUUCUCCUGACAAUAUCAAUACGAUGAUGAGAGUAAAGAAAAAUAUCAAUUUGGGAAUAAUUAGUUGAUCCAAUUCUAAAUUCUCUGAACUAACAUUAUGAGAACUGUAUGGUUAAGAUUAAGGAGAAUUACAAAUUUGAUUUAACAAUGAGAUUCCAUGUUGUCGUGAAUCUGUUCAGUAAUAUAUCACAGAUGGCGUCAAAUGUAUGAAGAACAAAGAAGUGGCACGUGAGGUGCAUCUGGGUGUAUCUCGAUGCUUUUACCACAUUUUGAAUGCUUCUCUGAUCUUUUACUGUACAGACCCAUGGAAUCUAUUUGUUUUAUAUGAUGAUAGAAAACUGUCGUUAACUGUGACUUUAGCUAUGCGUCUGUCCGUAUUAGAUUGUAAGUAAGAACCAAUCAGAAUAGGAGUAUCAUUUAGCGUAUCUUGCCAUGAAAAUUGUACUCUAAUAUUGAAGUCUUCGAUUCCCUUUCAACUGAGUGUCACUAAACCAAUUGAAAUCUGUGACAAUGGCAAAUUAAAACUAAGGUACAACCCGUAUAAGGUGAAUUUCACAAGUAACCAACGAUUAUGAGAUAUCAAUGUAGGCCUUUGUUAUCUUGGCUGCUAACAAGCUACAUUAUAUGUCUGGCUAUUCUUAAGUUGCUAUCGUUUUGGAAUUUUUAAUUUCUUCUUCUAAGGCUUGAAAAGUUAUGGCAAUGAAACUUUCUGUUAUAAAAAAUUGAGAACGUCAGGUUCAAGUUCCUUGUAAGUGAUCGCAGCCUUUGGAUGGAGCUUUCUAAAGAUUAACGUUUAGAGGAUACAUGUACAGAUACAGUACUGUCCAAUGCGAGUGUAGGAAAGAGUGGUUAAAUUCCUUUUCUAAUAUACGUGUAUAAACAAAGCUGUUUUUUUUUCUUUAACCACUACACAUGAAUUUGGUCUUAAGAGUUUUAGUUUGAUGAUAGAGAAUAGGGGAGGUGUAGAAAGACUGAGUUUCAAGAACACCAUUUUUUUUGUCAGGGGACACAAAGUGAUUGCAGUCACACUUUUACAGCACGGGGCAGACACCACUAUCAAAAACAGCAAUGGUAAGAAAAUGACUGGGUCAUUGCUUUGUGUGUUACAUGAUAGGGACCUUAAGCAAACCACGAUAGCGGCGGCAACGAGGACGUGGCAAAAAAAAAGAUCUAAUGUAGCUCAUGCGUUUUAGAAGUGUUUACAUUUCUUCGCCGUCCUCUGCAAAAUAACAACUUGAAAUCAUAAAAAAUUUACGUGGUCUGAGAAAGGAAACCCCGACGGCAAAUUAUUGAAGUUUCUAUACGGAGCUCAUCACUACUCACAUACAUUAUUCUGAGGUUAACUUUCGGUUAAGAGACUUCCCUAAGAGACGGUAAACGCAUCCAGCCGUUUACGAAAUUCGAUCUUAAAAUACACAUUGAUUGUUUAAUAGAUGUCUCCCUUGGCGUCGCCUCCCAAACUGCUCAGGGUCCUUAUUAUUGAUUGAGGGCAAAAGCAUAUAAUUGUACACAUGUACUACUGUUUAGAAUGAUAGUCGUUUACCCCCUCCCCAACUCCCAAGAUCUGAUUGUUAAUUGUCCCCUCUAGCUGCUACACAUUUCCUCGUAAAUUAGCUAGGAGAAUUUGGUGUUAGAUCAAGAUAACAACUUCUACCUGAUAAGUUUAAGUAUUCUCGUUACCUGUAUUUGUAAAACUUAGGUCAGACAGCCUUGGAUUUAGCCACUAAUAAGAAAAUGAAGCAAUUGUUGGAUGUUCAACCACUGCAGGUUUGUAUCAAGCAGAUCUUAUUCAUUUUCAAUAGUUCUUGUAAAAAGUAUGUGGUUUCCUGUUUAAAUUAAGUCCCUUUGUGGCAAUAUGUACUUUGGAGACUCCAGAAGGAUCUCGUUUGGACACUUUUUUACCACAGCGCAAUACUGAUAUUUCGGACAUUGGUCUGAAUUCUUGGAGAGUUCGAAAAAUCUGGAAAGAGCUUGAAAAGUUAAAUAUAGUUUGAAUUAUCGGGAGCGUCGAGAAACCGAGAAAUGGAGAUAUAGAGAUUCCACCAUGGUACUACUAUAGAGCAAUUUGCAAUAACGAGAAUCGAAGGUGAUGUAAGAUUGUACUGCUUCUUGCUUUAGUAUAUACUUGGGGAGUCGCACAACUCGUUCCACUCUCUUAACUUAUCAGAUGAAAAUUUUCCGCCUUCCUAGUCAAUCACGUUUUUCCGCGAGGUGUAUUUGAAGAACGCUUUUUAAAAUUCUAGAUUAAAUUUAAAAAGCAGGAAAAAAAGUGUCAUUUGUCAAAACUUGUUGCUAGAUAAAUUUUAAUGAGAUUAGAGAUAAAUCUUUUGGACCAUCUCUGUGACAGAAACUUCACAAGGUGGUGUCAAGACAUGAAGGUGCUCUGCUCAAGGUGAGAUACUCCACAUUAGUAUAAGUGACGUGAGUUUCAACGGUAGCUGCGCUAAACUGACUGGAAUUCACUCUAAACUACUAUCGGAACAGUUUAUACUGGAGUUAAAUUUUUCUAAAAGCCUUUAAAUUUUUUUUUCUUUUUUUGCAUGAAGUGUAUCGUUUUCUUUGUAUUGACGGUCUUUUUAAUGUUCGCAGCGUUCCCGGUUCUUUGGGUGGAAGAAAUUCUGGGUUGUCCUAGAGAGAGGUGUACUUAGCUAUUUUAAUAAGAGGUGAGUACUUUACAGAGGACUGCAUCCUUCUAAAUGGUUCAAAUUUAUUUUUUUAAUGGAAUUUGACGGAAUCGAGAUUUAAAUUUUGGAAAGAAAAAAGGCCUUUUUUUUCACUUGAGUGCGUGUCAAGUGCGCGUGAAAUUUUGCACAGGAACGAAAGUAACGCUUUUAUUCUCACCAUAAAAGUUCUGAGAAUAUCUGUGGAUUUGCAAGAAGAUAGAUGCAAAGGGCAAGAAGUAACUAUUAACUUUACAGUAUUUUCUAGAUUUGUGCGUCAUACAAGGAUUCAAAAUAUCUUGACUUUGCUUUUCAGAGUUUUUAAAUCGUGGUAAAAAUUGACACCUUUUGUUUUACUCAGAGCUGAUGCAGCAGGGAGUGUGAAGAGACAAGGUUAUAGAUAUUUAGACCGCUGUAAAUUUUCGGUAAGUUUGUUGAGCAAUCUUUCUUACUUCGUGAUUAUUGUGUUGUGUAUCUCUGUAAACCUUCGUUUGUGUAGCUAGAGUGUCCACAAUCUCAGAGCAACAAAAUCUUCUUUUAAAACUUCUACAAUGUUUUGUGUGUAACUGCAUCGUCUUUGCGUCCUCCUUUGUAGGUACCUAAGGACGAGAAGCACAAAAUUAAAAUCCAUUAUUCAGAUAACACCGUUCAGAUCUGGAGCAUUCCACCGAGUGAAAAAACUCCACAAGUCCAACGCCAGGUCUGUAUCGUUAAAUCCUUUUUCUAAGCCUUUCUUAUGGAGUAGGUCUGGUUUUCACGGUGGCCUUCCCUUUAACUCGUUCUCCGCUAUUUCGCUUUGCAUUUCACUUUGAAGCGAAGAAUUCUACGUCUGGGAGUUUUUGUAGCCUGCGCGCGGGCCCUUAUUUAUCAGCGGUACGACUCGAGCGUGUGUUCGCAUCAUGUAUGAGGCCUUGAGCAACGUAAGUAAGCAUGAGGUCUGCAAGGGGUCUAGUAGUCCCAAAUCCUCGGCAAAUUAGCUCGCAGGCUAGAACUUUUAUUCCUCUGUUACUAGUGUCGGAUGGGCCUCAACAGAUAGUUGUCUUUGGUCUCACUGGCAACCAUGUUACAGGAGCUUUCAACUGGGUGUCACUGGGAUUCCGGGAUUGCUUUGCCAUGAGCUGUCAUUAGUCAAGAAACUCGGGCCAAGCGCGACUCAGGAGCCUAUGAAAUCCGGUCGGUAGGGCAAAGAAGAACUGGCUUCGACUGAAGCGAGGGGUGGGACGAGGGGGUUGAGUGAGGGUGGGGGUGGUGGAAGGGGAACGUAACUUGGGUGUUGAAGAUUUCCCGUGCUUGAGAAAAAUGGGAAUGGCUUUAUCCUGAGUUCCCACCGACUUCAUCUGAAAUUUGCUUCUUGUUUGUGCUGUGUGGCUGGUGUGUCUAUUAAGUAUUUUUCUUUCGACAUCCAUGGAAAGGCACUGCACUGCUCCAGCCUGUCGAUACAUCUACUACCCCUUUCCAUUCUAUCCUACGUCUCUAUAAAUUUAGCAUGUAGUGCCACAGGUUGCCUGUGAACGGCGGCCAUCAGCCACCAGUGAAAGCCUUAGUGAAAGUUCCUUUUAAUCUGCAUUCUCAUUCUAGCGAUGGUUAAACUCUCUGCACGAGCACUGCGCCUAUAGCACUUUUUACACAACUCAACCCACAGUACUUAUUGAUGAUCAAGAACAGGAUGUGAUACCGUUGGGGAGCAUGCAGGAUUCGCUAAAGGUGAAUGAUCAACCUUUUAACCCCCAAGAUUGACCAGCAUCUAAUUUCUCCCUACAAUAUCACUCCUUGAACAAACAUUAAUGACACGAGACUAAAGAAAAUGAUCACCAACUAGAGAUGCUCUUGAUUUAUAAACAAAUUCUCCUUGUCAGUAUCUUAGCAAAUAUAUUAAGACCAGUAUGGAGAAUAUGCAAAAUGACGUUAGGGUGUUACGGGUAAGGUUUUAAUCUUGAAGAAUAAUUUAACCGACACGUGUAUUGUUGAUACACAGAGCGCUCGUGCCCAUCAGCAACUUCUCGACGAACAAGUUGGUGGAAUAAAUAAGACAAUUGCAGACGUAUCCAACUCGUAUUCAUCGGAGUCAAAUUCUAAAGGUGAGACACAUAGGUUAUGAGUCACGCAGUGCAUCCGUCGCAACACGCGUGACAACUCGCGGUAAAAGCCACUGCAUGUAAAGCUCCCAAAAAAAAAAACCGUGACCCCUACUCCUGAUUCUCUUUGAAAAAUUCCAGCUACGCCCUUGAUGUGACAAGCCCCUUCACACUCUUCGCAUCAGCAAUGUCGAAAACAACGAUUAUGUAAUGCAAUAUGAGAGAAAGGGGUGGAUUGCUAACGAGGGAUUAGAUUUUUUUCUGUGACCCACGUUCUUGACCAAACGAAUUUAUUCAUUUGGAAAUUGAUGUUAAGAAGACGUUUUCGAUUCGUUGCCGUUUAACCCUUAAACUCCAAAUUUCUGAUUGUUAAUUCUCCCCCCCUAGCUGUUACACAUUUCCGUGUAAGUAAGUUAUGAGAAUUAGGUGUUGGAUCAAGAUAACAACUUUUACCUGAUUAGUUUAAGUAUUCUCGUUACCUGUUUAAUGGAUAAUGUAAUUAAUAUCAUAAGUAGACGUUACACGACUAUCACUGACUUAAAGUAGUUUAAGGGUUAAGUCUUUUUUGACUUUUCUCCUUCAACUGCUGAUGAUUUUAGGUAUAGCUGUUCGCUCGUUUGAUGUAUGCUGUUUGUUUGUUUUUUUUUUUCCUAUGGCAGGAAGUUUAGUGAAGAUCAGCGAGAAACUCAACGAGGUGGUAGCGACAGCUCGUAAUAUGUGUAACGCUCUGACUCACUGUUUGGAUUUACUGUCACAACAAGAGGAGGUACGAUCGGACAGCGGAAACAUUCAGAAAUCAAAUUUAACUUCAUGUAAAUUACGUUGUUGAUCCUACCUUUGAACAAGUGAAAUCAUAGCUGCCAUUUUGCCGUCUGUGUGUUCAGUUAAUGAACAUAGACCGAGUAAUAAUACAGUUGGGACGAAAAGGUGGAAUCCUUUGUGAUCGUUCUUAAUAUUGACCGUCUGUGAGCCGUUUCAUUUUCGUAGUACUUUAUAAUUCAUUGUUAUAUUGAUUUCAUUUUCGGUAACCGUUCCUAUUCGAGUGUAAAAUAUUUUAUUUUCUAUAAUGUUCACUCCUUUUGCCAUACGUGGCAGUCUCGUUUAAUCCCAAAAACCAGAAUGUAUCACAUGUAUUAUUACUGUAAUUUAAGUCAAGAACCCGACAGUAAAAUUUGAUCAAGAUGGCGAUCUUUGGCGGCGAGAAAUUCUCGAAGACUUUUUGAAUAUCCUUGGGCGAUGUCGUCGUUGAAACGUUUCGCGUUUUCACUUUAAAGGGAAGGUUUUUGUAAUAAUUAAAUGAAAGAUUUGAUAACAUCGAUCAAAACAGAUACGUUGAGAAGAAAGAGCUAUUCAACGCGGUUGUAUUGUGGUUUUAGUUUAUAAAACUUACUUCCGGCAACUGCCGUGUUUACUUGGUGUCCUAUUAUUACCUGUCAGCGGUUUUAAGCAGGGUUUAUGUUAAUUACGUCUUCAGUGUGGACGUUUUGUCAGUAGCAUCUUCUUGCUUCGUUCUCGCUUAAUUCGGAAUUUCAGGUGCGUCAUCUUAGAUUUGAAGAAGAAGUAGAGAAACGAAGAGUCCUUGAGGAUGCUCUUCACGUCUUGGCGACAGAACAUCAUGCUUUGGAGUGCUCAAUUGGAGCCCACGAGGUAAGAUCUCGCCGUUUAAUUUUGCCAUCGCGUAUUCUUCCCUCUUCAAAGAAUUUGCAUUACAUUUGCAUAGCUGUAGGUGUUUGUCAAAACCCGCGUUAGGCCAUUGUCUCUGGGUGAAAAUUUGUGUUUAUUUCUGGCGUUUUUAAAUUGGUUUUUUUAAUUUUUAGCCAAUCGGAUUUCUGACUUGUCCUUUAGCAUAGAUGUCAAGUUGUUUGUGCGGUUUUCUGGCUUUCCGAUUGGCUUACAACUUUGAAAAUCAACAGAAAAUGUGUCAAAUAGAUUUUAAGGAAAAUAUGUUUCGCUCGGGCGAAUUUCACGAGCGAUCGCUUUUAAAAAGCUGUAUUUGUGUAAGACGCUUAAAAUUCACCUUCAAAUAUGGAGGUUAUAAAUAUUCAAGAAAGGUUUUAAUCCGUGAAAAGAUGGCAAAUUUUAGCAUUGUUAUCUACUUUUAUUUAAGGAUCAGUUGUAGUCCUAUUGACCAGUUUUAGUGAUCUCUGACAUUUUUAUGUGUAAAGCGUAUUUACACGACAUGAUCUGAUGAAAUCAUGAUAGGAAAAAAUCAUUUAGGAAUAGAAUUUAUACGGAUGACUUCCUCGGUCAUUUGAUGCGAAAUCGGAACGAAAUGAAUCCGUUUCUUUGCUGUAAUGAAAUUGAUGGAUUAGUUUUGCCGUAUCGAAUAAAAGUUUUAUCAGUGGAGUAAACGAGUAAUAGGAAUUCUAAAGAAAGAGAUAAUUGAAUGAACUGAAGCGCUUCAUGUUUAGUCGUCAACCGGCGAGAAAUCUUGUCCUGUUGGUUAGGUCAAUAUAAGCUUCAUAUAAUUUUUAUACCUCGCGUUCUUAAAUAUCGUAACUAUUUUUCACAUUACUGCUUUGAUUUCUGGUGGACGUUCCGUGAUGAAUUAUCUUCCAAGCUUAGGCACCUUUUUGACUAAUUUGUUAUUCAAAUACGACAAGUAUUCUUUCCAAUGAGACUUGUGUGAAAUCUGCCAGACUCUCUCUCGAAUUAUCAUUUUCAAUAACAGCAGAAAAAAGUUAGCAUGAUUAAACUCGAGUUAUGAUAAAUACACGGAGCACUAUGAAAUGUGGUUUUGGUAUUUUCAUAUUCGCGUCUUAGGAAUAUUUUUCGGUCAUUACAAUUUGUCAUGAGUUGAAUCUUACGUCCACGGGCCAACGUAACCGAAGACAAAUAAUUCCAGGUAAAAAUCUUGUUCGAGAAUGGAAUUUAUUGACUGAACGUUUAUCCUAAAUUCAUUCGCCUUCAUUUGAACGUCUCAGUUGUACUGCUUAGAGUAUUUUGUUUUAAGAGGUAUGAAUUAUAAAUGAUGAAGAUAGAACACAGAAUCCAUUUUGGUAAUCAAAGUUAAUAUCGUUUCAAACGCAGCGCUAAAGAAAGAACACGUCAGGGGGAUUUAUUGCCGCGAUUUUCGAUAUAGUAUUACAACAAACAGUCCGAUGGAAUUAUUCACUCUCAGAAUCAAUAAACCCCCCGAAUAUCCCUGCAAUACUGAUGCAUUAUCUCGCAGACGGGUUGUGAGAAUGAACAGAUAAACAUAUUAACCACAGAGUUUUGUCUUGGUAAAACACUACACCAUUUCGACUUAUUUUUCAAGGACAUGUUUGGCAGGUUCAAAAGAGAAUUGAAAUAUUAGCUUCUCAGUCGAAUGAUAUUCUGCGAUAUCAGCCAGUCCAUUGAGUUUACGCGUGUUUGCGUGUUGUGGUAGCCCAAUAUUCAUUUUGACUUAGAGAUUAAAUUCGUAUUACCAAAUUCACUGACGCGUGUGUUCUUAAUUUUCCAUUGUGUACCCUAAUGACAUAUGUACUGUCUACUCAUUACAGCAUGGUAGAAAUUUUCUUCUCAAACACACUAUAACUAGUCCGUCGAAGUUGUUUUAGAGAAUUAAGUUUGCGUGCCAGUUGUACGUUCAUUGAGACACAGAGCUCGUUAGGAGGUUUACAGAGCACUCAAGGAGUAAGAAUUGCUCUCGGCCGCGCCUCGAGCUUCUUUCAUGCUCUAUAAACUUCUCAUGUGCCUCAUACCCUGAUGAACCCAAAAAGAUCACGCCGGUUCUGCGGUCUAGAACAUAUGUUGAAUACAGCAGCUAUUUAGAUUUUUAAGAUUGAGGAAAGCCUGAAGCGAUUACAAAAACUUACUGAGGAGGUGGUAGUAAGAAGAGCGAAAAUGGUGACUGGGGAGGAGAUUGGAAAAAAAAUAUUUCUUUCGAUCCCUUCCCCCUUCUCCCUGACUAGUUCUUUGCACCUGCCGGGCCCCCCCCCCCUUGAUCUCGAGUUCUCAACGGCUAAUGAUGAAGUUAACUUUUGUUUUGAUUGGCUAUUGAGGUUAGUUUGAUUUUGGUUUUCGACAAUCAAACGAAAACUGCUCUACCGCUAAAUUCUCCUCACGUCUUUGCAAAGAAAUGGUUGGCAACCAGAAGAGAGAAUUGUUAUCGUGAUAUUGAGAGAUAAAACGGUAAGCAUGAUAUGAUUGUUUUUUUAAUUUAGCAGUUCAUUCAUGGAAGUCGCAUGACUUUGACGAGUGAUUGUAACGAAGAGUUUUUCGAUGCAAGAUCGGACGUUGGUUGCCCUCUUCCAGACGACUUGCUCUCGGAUGACGACAGCGACGAUGGCGACGAGUACGUACCAAGUGUAGCAACCCUUGAAGCAGCAGGGCAAGAAGUUCAACAGAAUCACGUUGAAACAAUUGUCGUACCUGACACUAGUACGAAUAGUAACAAUAUUAAGAGGGCAACUUCUGGAAGAAAGCUGGGAAAUUUGAACAGACUUUCGUUGACGAGAAGUACGUCCGAUACAAAUAUUGCAGCCAAAUCGGAAAUUAGGCAUUUGCUAGAUUCUGAAAGUCUGCAAAAGUCGAAAUCUGCCUCCAGCGACAUGGAGCAAUCAGCGGCGCUGUACAGGAAACAAGAAACUGAGAAGAAAGCGAAUGGCAAAAUGCGCCACAGGUAUUGUGUGCUGUGUUAGAAUCCAAGUAUAAUUACGCACGAAUUAGAAUUGUGAGAUCCUUGUCGUGGAAGAAGUAUCAUAUGCCUAGUAGCUUUCAUUUAAGUGAUUUCAUCGUACAGUACACGUUUAUGUUGGAACACCUUGAACAGUGAAAUGGGUUGUACCAUACAUGAAAGUAUUGCUUGGGAUUAGUUUUCAUCUAAAUGGUAACAUAUCAGGGUUACUUUUCUUCCUUGGCGAAAACGUUGGAACCACUUUUUACAGCAUGGUUAAUUGUACCGCAUGAAAGUACUUAAUAAUUUGGUUUUAUCAGUUGAGUUGAUAAUGUAAAUUAGCCACUGUGAAGAGUUUUUAAAACAGACGUUUCGAGCGUUAUCCCCUCGUUGGAGCAAAAGAAACUCUGACGAAGAGCUAAAGCUCGAAAUGUCAGGAACUUUUUACGGUGGCUAAUUUACAUUACGAACUCAGUUAAUUAAAAGGAAGCAUCUUGUAAUACCCCCUUCAGCGACGCAGUACUACAAUUUCUCAAGGAACGAACCCCACAUAUACGAAAAAAUGAAUAGCUUUCAUUUGAAUGUAUUAUACAAUAGUGGGUUUUUCCAGAGACUUGGGAGUUAGAAUAACUUUGAGCAGGAGAUUAGUCACUGGGUAAUGAAAGUACCGUCAGUAGUUUUCGUGUAAAUGAUCUUUCACAAGAGUUUUGAAUACCUAUUUUGACGUCAGAACCAUCUUGUGCAACAAACUGGGUGACCUUUUCUAGACCGUUUCGAAAUUAUUGUUUCGAUGUGAUGACCCUAUAACUCCCAAGAUCUGAUUGUUAAUUCUCUACUCUAGCUGCUACACUUUUUCUUGUAAACAAGUUAUGAGAAUUUAGUGUUAGAUCAAGAUAACAAUUUCUACCUGUUAAGUUGGAGUUUUUUCAUUACCUGCGGGAUAAUGUAUGGAUAUUAUUGGGAGAAGUUACAUGUUAAUCACUUCUGGGAGUUAAGAGGUUAAUUACCAUAUGCAUGCUGAUUACAAUAGACAUUGUCGACCAAUCAGAGAGUGUGUCUUUACAAUCACCUAAAGGAUGGCACUAGUUUAUGAUGACGUAUGGAAAAUUUUCUCUCCCCGCAGAACCGCCUUGCCUGUAGCUAUGCUUUCUAGGAACGAAUUCAGCGUGUGGGCGGUACUUAGACAAUGUAUAGGAAAGGUAAGAUACCACCUGUAUUAGUGUCACGUGAUGAUUCCAUCCCCCCCCCCCUCUCCCUCUCUCUCUCCUUCCCCCCUCUCCCCUCUCUCCUCUCCCCACCCCUACUGAACACAUACAACACCUAACAUCUUCCUCGUUAUUCUUGCAGGAUUUGUCAAGAAUUACAAUGCCAGGUUCGUUUGCAAUAGUCGUUUUAAAUAUUUAAUCAGUAUUUGUUCAAAUCAGAAAGAAUAAAUCACAAACCUUAGUCUGAGGUUAGCAGUUUUUUUAUGAAACAAAGAUCGGGUAGCUACUAUGAGCUCAUUUCAUUUUUCAAAUGGUGUACAUUGAAGUUCAGUUCUACUAUUCUGAUUAACAAUUCUACGUCUCCACUAGCUUCUUUAGUCCAGUUAAAUUGAGAAAAUAGAGGUGAUGGAGAGCAAACGUUUCUUAUGAAGCUAUUCAAUUAGAGCCAUGUGGAAAAAAUCACUUAAAACCCGAACGAGCCUACUAAACAGUAGGCUUUGUCACGUGACGGACAUUUACCUCAUUACUUUGUCACGUUUUAGUAAUUUUCAAUGAGCCGCUGACGUUUCUGCAGCGUGUGGCAGAGUACAUGGAAUAUGUAAACCUCCUUCACACGGCCUCAAGUUUAGACGAUCCGCUGUUGAGAAUGCAGGUAAAACAUGUGCAGGGUUAGAUGAUUGCGUGACAGAAGGAGUUGUCAUGUAGAGUUAGGUGAUGAUCUGCGAGGCGAUUUUUUUACACCGGUUAUGUCUCGGUCCUAACGUGGUCUUGGAUUUGAAUCUCGUUCUAGAUUGAAUUGUGGUUAUUGUUAUUGUUAUUGUUAUUGUUGUUGCUUUGUUCAGGUCCUGCGACUACUUUAUCAUUAGAAUUCUUUCCUCUGCAGUUUUUAACUCAACUAUUUCUAGUACGGGUAUCCUCUUCGACCUUCUUGCGUUGAUAUCAUAUUCCUUAUUUCGUUUUUCAACAGUUUGUUUGCGCGUUUGCAAUAUCAGCCACUGCAUCGAAUUUAGACAGAGUAGGAAAACCUUUUAACCCACUCCUUGGAGAAACUUAUGAACUGGUCCGGUAAGGAUAAUGAGAUGUUUUGCGAUCUAUUCUGUUGGUUCGGAGUUAUUUCUCAUGACAAUUUUUUUUAUUCUUUUACAGAGAAGACUUGGGUUUCAAACUUGUUGCUGAACAGGUGAGAGUUAAUAGGGAAUAGAAAAGCAGGCUUUUGUUCGGUUUCAAAAGUGCAUAACAGUGCAGUAGUGAAAACUAUAACACAUCUUUCCUUGUUGAAAAUACAUGGCAAACGAGGAAGCAGAAAGCGCGGAGAAUGCUGCGAAGCACUUCGCUCUAAAACCGUAGACCAGCUUAAUCACGCAUGACUCAGUCGUGAUCACCCGCUAAAACCCAUGUGAUCGCUCUUCCGUCUUGCGCACAAAAACAACGGCGUAUUCAAGAACUGCUUUCUUUGUGGUUAAUUUUCACAGGUUAGUCAUCACCCUCCUGUUAGUGCAGUGCAAGUUGAAAGUGAAGACUUCGUGUUCCAUGUCACAGUUCAACCCAAGCUCAAGUUCUGGGGAAAAGGGGUUGAAAUUCAACCGAAAGGCAUGGUCACACUCAAGUUCCCAAAGUAAGUUGAUAACAGUUAAUUGUUAAUAACCUUAUCAUUAUAGUCUGGCACUAAUACCUUACAUACUGAUGCCCCUCCCUCCUCCCCUCAUGAGGUAAUUUUCCUUUUAUUUGAUUUUCUACAAUGGUAUCUCUUAUCAUUAUAACUUUGUGUUGUUUUCCCAAGACGCAAUGAAGUUUACACGUGGAAUAACGUCAAUAGUUGCGUUCACAAUAUCAUUGUGGGACAGCUUUGGAUUGAACAAGUUAGUUGUUAUCUUUUGUUAGCUUGUUUGUUUUCUCAUCCAAUGUGCGGCAAAUGCUGUGUUGCUCGUUAUAUAACACGUCGAGAUUUUUCCCGACAAAAAUUACUCGCUGACGUGGCCGACGUGUGUCGGUAAAGUGAUUGCUGAUAGGUGGAUUUCUCGCAACUCACCAUGGUGUCAUAUUAUUGGUUAAUUAUGUGACAAUUUGUUUGCUGAUUUGUCAAAAUAUGAUUUACUGUCACUGAUCAAUUGGUGGGCUAAAAAGGGAUAAUACACAUGGCCGUGCUUCAUCGAAGUAAAAUGUUUCCUAAAAGUUAUUGUUUUUCCUCUCAGUUCGGUCAGAUAGAAAUUACCAACCACACCACGGGAGACUACAGCUUGAUACAUUUUAAACCUGGCGGAUGGUUUGGUAAAGAACUCAACAAGGUGGAAGGUUCCAUUUUCUCCGCUGAGUAAGUUUCCUUUUCACUCUGACAAUUUAAAGAAGUAUUCUCCCUGUUUCAAGCUCAAAUCUCCUUCUUGUCGGAAGUAGGGAUGUCUUCUGACAGUUAUUGCUGUCUAUUUCUGCUCUCUGAAAUCAGAAUGAGGAUGGUUUUCAUUAAUUUGAAAUUCAAAGGAAAAUUAACAAGUUAUUGAGCACUGUUUGUAAAAAAAAACGGUAAAUUAUCGAUACUGUUCUUUUAUAGAAUCACUAUCUUGUAUACAAAGUAUCACGUUUUUUUCUCAAGUUUUAAGCUGGAGGUCCAGUAACCUUUUGGGUGGCGCGCGGAAUUCUGGGUGGGUAGACCCUCUCUCGACCGCUGACUAGAUGAUUGAGAUGUUUUCUCGGGCAAGAAACUUUAUAAAUGCGUUUUAGUGAACUGUCAGAGAAACUCGAUAGAUAGAAGGGGGGGGGGGGAGGGGAAGUUGGGUAACAUUUGAUGGACCAGCUUCUCAAGAUGAUAACAGUGCUCCUAGACAUUCAUGUAAUUGGCAUUAGGGUAAGCUCCGGCAGUAAACAUCUCUUAGCCUGCGGAAUAAUUUAGUUUAUUGCGCUUGACUCAAACUCCUUCAAUUCGCAGCAAGAGAAAGCGGUUCAUUCUGCGUGGAGACUGGACGGAUUGCAUCCAGUGCUUCACUGUGGACAAAAUCACUAGGAAGGAAUCUAAACGAGAAAGCAAGAGACGGCGGUCAGAUGGCAGCGAAAACAGCUUUGCAUCCGCCACUUCUCUAGAGAGUUUCAGUAGCGGUAGUAGCGGUGGAAGCGUCAGCGUGGACACCUCGGUACCCAAGACCCUCUGGAGAUUUCAAGAGCGACCUCCUAAUAGUAAACAGGUAAGGAUUGGAAACGAACAGGCUUCCAUCCCUGUGGCUGGUAUCUGCGACAAACCGCUCCGUGUGUUCUGCGGCGAGUUGUUCUCUUGUGUUGGUCAUGCGCAUGAAUUCAAUCCAGCAGUUUUACUUUUGAUUGUGAAACAUGAAAAUCAUAUAUGUGAAUUGCGGAUAAAGACGUCAAUAUGAAAGCGAUCUCCGCAGUAAUGAACACUACUUGAGCAUUAGUGAAAAGAGGACCUGAAAAAAUUUCAGGCCUGACCAGCUACCAGUUGGCCUGGUAGCUCAGUUGGUAGAGCACUGUACCGGUAUCGCAAAGGUCAUGGAUUCAAAUCCCGUACAGGCCUAAAUUUUUUCAGGCCUUAUUUUUUCUACCGCUCAAGUAGUGUUUAUUACCGCGAAGAUCACUUUCAUAUUCACAAGUUUUAAUUUUGGCCUUAAAGAUCUUUUUUUUUGUCGGUUUAACGGCACUUAAUCAAUGCGCGCUAUGGCGUAGCGUAAAUACCUAUGACGGGGAACAAACUUUUCCCCGGAAAAGUUUAAAUACAGUCCUUUGCAAAGCCAACGCUGACAUUAGCUAUUCGCUGGUCUCCGCUUUAGUUGCAAACUAUUAAGCUUUUCGAAUCAUCGAUCGCUAAUAAUAAUUACGCUUGAGGAUUGAAGUACUUAUGCCCAUGGACUGGAAACUAGGGACACAUUGUGUGCUUCACAUAUAUUUCAUGUCAUGAUCCUUUUCAUUUUGAACAGAUGUACAAUUUCACGACAUACGCAAUGCAGUUAAAUGAACUCCAUGAAGAAGAUAAAGCCACGGUAUGGAACAAUUAUCAACUUGUUUGUUACUUCUUGUCUUCGAAAGACCUGAACAGGUUUCUUUGACGACAGUUUUUGCAGAUUUUGUUUUAUUUGUGAAGUAUAAGAGCAGGACUGCAUUUUUUAUUAAUAACAUUUUUUUUUCUUUAGUUACCACCGACAGAUUCAAGGCUCAGACCUGACUGUCGGGCGUUAGAAAACGGUGAUUUAGGUAAGUUUAGUUAUAAUGUACGAUUGUUAGAAAGAUUGACCAACGUUACGGAGUGGUUGGUGGAUGGACGGACAGACGAAUGGACUGAACGACUGACUGACUGAGUGACGGACUGACCAACUGACUGAAAAGUAGACCAUUUAGCCGAUUGACUUAUUGCCUCAGUAAUUGGCAUACUGACUGACUGACCUAAUGAAUUGCUGACAUACUAACCCGCUGACUGGCUGACUCGCUGGCUAACUUACCGGCGUCUGUGUAAUUGAUUGAAUUCCAGACACUAAAUAGCUACUAGUAGCUAUUUAUUGAGUCUGGCUUUCAGUUUGACAAGCUAUCUGUUUGGCUGACUGACUGACUGACCGAAUGAUUGACUGUCUGUCUCUCUCACUGACAGUCUGUUAUAAUGUACGAUUGUUAGAAAGAUUGACCAACGUUACGUUACUACUAGUAGCUAUUUAUUGAGUCCGGCUUUCAGUUUGACAAGCUAUCUGUUUGGCUGACUGACUGACUGACUGAAUGAUUGACUGUCUGUCUCUCACUGACAGUCUGACUGAAUCGGUUAAAUAAUUGAAUUGAAUGAAUAAUUAAAUGAAUACCGGUGACGGACAGAUAGACGAAAGUUUUCAUUGAUAACAUUUUUGUAUGUUUUUUUUAUCAUUCUUUAUAGAUACAGCUACUAUGGAAAAAAUACGACUGGAGGAAAAGCAAAGAGCAGCGAGAAAAGAAAGACAAAAACAUGAGCGUUGGAUUCCCAGGUAAGCAUAACUUUUUUUUGCAUUUUAUUUAAAUCAUGUCAUAACCACAGAAACCAGCAAGUCAAGGUUUUUAAAACCGUAUACCUUUUUCGAUAAAGCUCAAAACACAAUGGGAAAUUAACAGGAUGUUUUGUAUUAAAUAAGCUUUGUGUUCGAAAAGUUUCCAGUUUCCUCUCCCCCACUUUUGGUUUCUUUCACAGAUUCGGUUCAUUUUUUUUUCCGCAUAUUUAGCGUGACGGCGGUGUUUUUGCCUAUGUUUCUAUUAAAUUGACGUGCAGCAGGCGGACAGUAAUCCCCUUGCGUAUGCUCGACCGCUAUUUUAUUCUUGUAUAUUCUAAUAUGCGUAUUCUAGCAUCUGAUCACAGAGCCAUGAACGUUUACUCACUGGUAAAUAACUGGUAUCUUUCUUAAUAGCUUAACCCUGUUUUCUUGUCUAGGUGGUUCAAAGAAGACAUAAAUCCAUACACAGAACAGAUGGACUGGAUAUUCACCGGAACGUACUGGAAUAGAGAUUGGAAAACGUGUCCAGACAUCUUUUAAAUUUCCCUUCCUUAGGUCCUAUCAAAAUUAAAAUUGCUCGGCCUUUACGAACAUUUUUUCCCAAACGGUAGAGAUUAAGAUACAUUGUUAGGUUUUUAUGCCUUGCACUUAGUGUAAUCCGCGCAAGAUGCAAAAUUAUUUAGAUAAGUCUUUCGUGACGUUUAAUUGGGAACAGUCCCGCGUGAUGUAUAAGUCGAAUGAUUUUGCGUGACGUAUCACCCGCGAAGAAGAGUGUCACGCAACGUUGUAGGCUGUCAACUUCGAUGCUCAAGCUCCUUGACUGAAAAAUGUAACUGGGUGAAAUAACUAUUUCUUCAAAUUUUUACCACAUUUGAAGGACUUAAAAAGCCUUUUAUGGGACAUUUGAUUCGACUAAUCUGGUUUUCUUUCAAAAUUUUUUUUUUUCAGUUUUCUAGAAUUCUACAAAAUUGUCGAAUCCAUUUCAGUAUCAAAGCAGCUGCGCGCCAACCCCUCCCCUAACCCAGUCAACUGAUAACGAGUUACGGUCAAUAUUGGGUUAGGGGAGGGGUAGGUGCGGAGUUGAUCAGAUAAUAAUGACAUUGAUUGAAACUGCUUUGUGCUUCCUAAAGAAAAAAGAAGUGGAAAGAAAGAAGGAAAAUAGAAACCGAAUCAGUAUUUAUUUUAGAAGAAAAUUUGCAUUGAUAAGUAAAUCUUCUCCAUUUGUGUCGCAGGUGAAUUGCUCUAAUCCUAAAAUUGUUAGUCUGGAUCAUGUAGCUCAGAUCAUUAUCAGGUCCUUUCUUGUUCGCAUUUAAGUUCAAAUAACAACAUCAUUGUGUACAGAUGUUCCUUUUAUUUUUGUACCACAUCAUGUUUUUUAAGAUGGAAGCAGAAAAUUUAGUUCAGAAUUCGAUCGCAGCAUUGGCAACGCGAGACGGCCAGGUCGACGCCUUAUUCGGUGCACUCUUUUAAGAAAGGUUUUAAAACUAUUCCAACCUUGUCUCUCGCGGUCCGUUUUAACCUUUCUCUUUGUUAACUAUGAUGGUGCUUUUGUAGAUCAUACAGCUUCCUUUGGUGCUUUUUUACCAUUUUAAUUCAUUGUUUCUUUCGGCCCCUAUAAAAAAAGAAAGGUAAAAAACGUGCCACAAGUUGACACUGUAAAGUUCCGACAGGUCCUGUUUUUUCAAGUAUAUAGACUGCGGUCAGUGCGGUCACGAGCAUGCGUGGUGGUGUAAAAGAUAUGUAUGACGUCAUCGUUGCCUUUGGUGUCGUUGGAGUUACUGGUGUGAAUUUUCGUAUUGUUGAAAUGGUAUGACUAUGGCUUUAAAUUUUUGACUAUUUAUUUCGAGGUAACAAACGAUUUUUGGGAGGGAGGGAGGUAAUUGUGAGGGGGGGGGGGAUUAAUUUAGAAGCUGGUAAGGGCUUUGUUUUUGUUGCCGUCAUCAUUGCUAUUAUAAUAUUGUUUUCCUUAUUAAUGGUUAAUAGUUCAACCCAAGUGUAAACUUUAUCAUUACGAAAGAAUUAAUUGGGUGACAUUUUCGCGGAAUGAAUAAAAAGUUAAUCAAUACCAUUUCGCUUCACGAGUGAAAUAGUAUUGAUCAACUUCGGCUUACUUCGGUAAAUACGAAGCUUGACAAGGGCUUUCCGGGCGAUCACGAACUCUUCACCUAAACCAGGUUGAAAGCUGAUAAU
Molecule: messenger RNA, 24407 nt
Organism: Pocillopora meandrina
Lineage: Eukaryota; Metazoa; Cnidaria; Anthozoa; Scleractinia; Pocilloporidae
Source: the annotation of a GenBank genome assembly